AUGGCUUCCAGUCCAGAAAGGCAGUCAGAUGCUCAACACCGGCCUCUUCAUCCUCCGGACAGAGCCAACGGGAGUCCCAUCUCCGAGCGCAUCAUUGCACCGGAUAACAUAGCCCAUCAACUCGAGAGGCCUGUCGAAUCGACUCCUGCAGCCGAGAUGGAGCUGUCGCAUUACCUCCACUACGAAGACAACGCAUGUUUCUUUGCCCCGAGUUGGCUCGAUCACCGUCGGGGUGCUCGGAUUCAGGGUGCUGGUAGUAGUUGA
This is a messenger RNA of Aspergillus calidoustus, 264 nucleotides long. The record is from the annotation of a GenBank genome assembly. NCBI's taxonomy places the organism in Eukaryota, Fungi, Ascomycota, Eurotiomycetes, Eurotiales, Aspergillaceae.